Danio rerio (zebrafish) is the source of this 1955-nucleotide messenger RNA. Lineage: Eukaryota; Metazoa; Chordata; Actinopteri; Cypriniformes; Danionidae. The record is from RefSeq and is a predicted model, not a curated record.
AAAGCGAAAGCAAUAAUCAGUGUUGGGUGUGUUGUGUCGGUGUCUCUCUCUGUCUGUGAGUUUGAGCUGUAUAAUGGCAGAAUCCAGUGUUUCUUUGGCUCAUUGUAAGUUCAGCUGUUCGGAGUGUCUGGAUCUCCUGAAGGAUCCAGUCUCCAUUCCCUGUGGACACAGUUACUGUAUGAGCUGCAUCACAGACUGCUGGAAUCAGGAGGAUCAGAAGAGAGUCUACAGCUGCCCUCAGUGCAGACAGACCUUCAGCCCCAGACCCGCUUUAGCUAAAAACACCAUGCUGGCUGAAGUGCUGGAGAAACUGCAGAAGAGCAAACUACAAGCUGCUGGUCCUGCUCAGAGUCCCGCUGCAUCUGGAGAUGUGGAGUGUGACGUCUGUACUGGAGCCAAAAACAGAGCCGUCAAGUCCUGUCUGGUAUGUCUGAACUCUUACUGUCACACUCAUUUCCAGCUCCAUCAAGAACUGAAUCCAGGAAAUCAACACAAAGUGAUUGAAGCCACUCACAGAUUGAAGGAGAUGAUCUGCCAACAACACAAGAAACUCCUGGAGAUCUUCUGCCGCACUGAUCACUGCUGUAUAUGUUCUUUGUGUGUGCUCGAUGGACAUAAAAACCAUGACACUGUUUCAGCUGCAGCACAGAGGACUAAAAAACAGUGUCGGCUAAAGAAAACCCAGAGCAGAUUCCAGCAGAGACUCCAGGAGAGACAGAAGGAGCUGGAGGAGCUGAGAGAGGCUGUGGAGUCUCACAAGCACUCUGCACAGGCCGCAGUGGACCACACCGAGAGGAUCUUCACUCAGCUCAUCUGCUGGAUUGAGAGAAGCCGCUCGGAGCUCACGCAGAUGAUCAGAGAUGGAGAAAAGACUGCAGUGAGUGGAGCUGAAGAACGACUGGAGCGACUGGAGCAGGAGAUCAAUGAUCUGAGGAGGAGAAACGCUGAGCUGGAGCAGCUUUCACACACAGAAGAUCACAUCCAUUUCCUCCAGAGUUUCCAGUCUCUCUCUGUCCCUCCUGGAUCUACAGACUCAUCCAGCUUUUUUAUCAGCUCACAGCUCUCUUUUAAUAAAGUUACUGAAUCUGUGUCUCGUCUUAGCGACAAACUGCAGCAGUUCUGCACUGAGGAGAUGAAGACCAUAUCUGACAAAGUGAGAUUCAUUAGCAUCAUUCCCGCUCCUGAACCACAGACGCGUGAGCAGUUCCUCCAGUAUUCUCAACAGUUCACUUUGGAUCCAAACACAGUGAAUAAAAAGCUGGUUCUGUCUGAAGGAAACACAGCGGUGGAAAUAAACGGUUCAGACCAGCCGUAUCCUGAUCAUCCAGACAGAUUUGAUGGUUUCUCUCAGGUCUUAUGUAAAGAGAGUGUGUGUGGACGCUCUUACUGGGAGCUGGAGUGUAGCAGUGCAAGUGUGUAUUUAUCAGUGUCAUAUAAGAGCAUCAGCAGGAAGGGUUCAGGUAAUGAGUGUCGAUUUGGAAACAAUGAUCAGUCCUGGAGUUUGUUCUGCUCUGAUAACAGUUUCUCAUUCUGGCAUAAUAAUAUAAAGACUGAUCUCCGUAAACCCUCCGUCAGCUCCUCUAGAAUAGGAGUGUAUGUGGAUCACAGUGCAGGAACUCUGUCCUUCUACAGCGUCUCUGACACAACAAUGAGCCUCAUACACACACUCCACACCACAUUCACACACACACUCUAUCCUGGAUUCUAUGUUUAUUUAGCAAAGGUGAAGAUCUGUGAUCUGACAGUGUAGAUGAUGCAGAUAUUGUAUAUGUACAUGUGAGCGUUACACUUUACAAUAAGGCUUUAUUAACUUGCUUGAACUAGGAAUGAACAAUACUUGUGCAGCAUUUAUUAAUCAUAGCUUAACAAAAAUGGAUUUUUAAAGCCAAAUUCUUGCUUAUUAACAUUAGUUAAUGCACUGAGUUACUAACAUAAACAAACACAAAUAAAUGCUG